This is a messenger RNA of Phytophthora sojae, 192 nucleotides long. RefSeq lists its product as hypothetical. The transcript has a single exon. The record is from RefSeq and is a predicted model, not a curated record. Bases 1 to 192 code for a protein of 63 amino acids. Lineage: Eukaryota; Oomycota; Peronosporomycetes; Peronosporales; Peronosporaceae.
AUGCGUCUUUCCUUCGCCUCAUUGCUAGCGAUUGCUGCCACACUCCUCGUCAGCGGCAGUGCGCUUCCCACUCUGUCGAAGGUGGAAUCGCCUGGUCUGCUGCAGUCCGCUGUCGCCAGCAACGAGAAAAUAAGUCUGCGAGUGCACCACAGAGCAACGGAAGGCGAUGAAGAGCGUUCGAUCGGAAAAUAA